UUACCUCCCCUGUGUGAUUUCACAAUCGCAGGCAAGUCGGUGCUUUCUGUGUAUGGUUCAAUAGUGAGUUGUCAGGUAGGGUGUUGUUGGCGAGUUGUGCAAGGACACCCGUAUAUAUACACCCAGGGGCCUACAUCCCCAUACAGGACCCGGGGGACAGGAUGUGAGACCACACAGUCGGAGAUCGGGAUAAACAGGAGGACGCUGACAGUCGUCUGGACAAGAAAGCCAUCUUACUUUCACUUUCACUUUGAGAGUGACUGGAUGAUUUAGUCUAAAUAGCUUCAAUAUAUCACUGAAACCGUCCACCAAACUCAACAUGUCUGAGGCCAUUACGUUGACAUCCAUAUCUGUAGGAGAAGCUCUCCGUAUGUGCAAGACAACCACUGACAUUGACGUCAUCAUAGAGUUGUCUAAACAUGACAACCCUCAAGUCCGCCAGAGGGCGCUAAAGGAGAUGUGUCCUUGCCGCGUUAAGAAGGACCUUGACGACUUCUGGCGCCGGGUGCUGCAGAUGAUUGACGACGAGGCAGACAAUGUGCGCAUGCAGGUUCUACACACGCUUUGUGACGGCUCCCCACAGCACAUGGAGUUUUCCGUGGCGGAAGCCCUGGAGGUGUUUAACCAUGACAGCAACAAGGUGAUCAGGAGAAAGGCUCACAAGGCCCUGACGUCAUACCGAAUGAGAGGCAAGUGGAACAUCAUGUGAUCGGGGAACAGGGAAUCAGCAUAGGGACAACUAUGAAGGUUUCUGUUCCUGGCAGUAGCCAUUCUACAGGCUCUGCCUGUCAGCAACACGGACACAGAAGUGAUGUUGUGAACAGUCGGGAUGAGCAGGGGAGUCAGAACUGCCUAGUUGUAUAUGUGACACUUGGUGGUUGUGUACUGUAUGGCCGUCGUCCUCCUGCUUGUGGACAACUUUAGUCCUUCAUCAUUGUUAUCCUUCCAGGACAUUGACUGUAUGCCUUGUUGAUGAAGUAAACUGCUGAAGCUGACCUAACUUCGACUAUGACACAAUUUCAUCCACAAACAUUUGUGAAAAAACGUCAUCGAAAUGUGAAAACAAAUUUGUCAUGGAUGACGGCCAUGCUUCAUUUGUCAUUAUCUCAAAUUUACUCAAGCUUGAUUUACGACUGACGUUAUGUGAUAUAGAGUCAUGACUGUAUAAAUGUACUGAUGAUAUAUUUUGUCAUUUGUUUUAUAUAAACGUUCAUUUGUCUGAUA
This is a messenger RNA of Haliotis rufescens (red abalone), 1224 nucleotides long. RefSeq lists its product as uncharacterized. The transcript is spliced from 2 exons. Bases 320 to 709 code for a protein of 129 amino acids. NCBI's taxonomy places the organism in Eukaryota, Metazoa, Mollusca, Gastropoda, Lepetellida, Haliotidae. The record is from RefSeq and is a predicted model, not a curated record.